CCCUUCAGAGCCACAAACUGUUAAAAUUCGCUUGACUGUAACAGUCUAAGAAUUCUCACCAGGAUACCAGAACUCGCAUCUACUUUACCUCUUUUUCGUAUAUUGCUCUUCACUCUUCAAGACGUCAGAACAAGAGAAAAUGAAAGUUGUCGGAUCUACCUGCACUCUCAAGAACACCGAGGACAUGGUCCGGUGUCUCUCCGAACAGAGUAUGGCCAUCUCCAAGUGCAAGAUCCCAAUGCUGGACGAGCAGAUGAGUGUAUUUCUGCAGGACAUGAACAGUUGCUACAGCAAGCUGAAGGAGCUGGUGCCCACUCUGCCAGCCAACAAGAAAGCCAGUAAGAUGGAGAUUCUGCAGCAUGUCAUCGACUAUAUCUGGGACCUACAGGUCGAGCUGGACGCACCCGGCAAACAGCAGGCCACAGAUGCACCCCGGACCCCUCUGACAACCCUCAAUGCAGAAAUCGCCAGCAUCUCUGUGGAGAACGGAUGCUCCGAUGACAGAAUUCUCUGCCGCUGAUCAAGCAACAGAUAUAACCGUUAACCGAAGCAACAUGAAGAACGAUGUUGGCCAGCCAUGGAUGACAUUUCGUCGCAUCUUAUGCCUUGUAUCAAGCAGUGAAGCGACGUGAAAAUCCAUGAUAUGCGUAGAUAAACAUUCUGAGUUGAAACUACGAAGUGUCAGGUCAGGAGAGCUGUCCCCACGCAGCCACAGGUGUCCUGCUGUCACCAAGAAGAGCGGCGCGCUCGGUGAAGACGCGUUGCUGGUCGAGCUGAGAUUGAGGAUGGUCAUCAACAACAGCAUCCUAACCCAACGAGCUCUCUUAGAUGUUGAUACAUGUUGGACUUUUACGCGAAAUAAUCUUUCAUUCCUUGUUAUCUUUUCUGUAUUUUGAGCAAUUUAUAUGUAGAAAAUAUUUAUAUUUUAAAAUGUCAAUUUCUCAGAUUGCUGAGCUAUAUUUGUAUUGUAUAUUACAAUGAUUCAGAUGUGAUCCCCAAUAUUGUUUUUAUAACAAUGUACUUCUGGUGUUUUUAUUAAAACAAUAUAUGUUAGGUGAGAA
This is a messenger RNA of Oncorhynchus tshawytscha (Chinook salmon), 1061 nucleotides long. RefSeq names its product DNA-binding protein inhibitor ID-1. Gene Ontology annotation, biological process: cell differentiation; negative regulation of transcription by RNA polymerase II; circadian regulation of gene expression. The transcript has 2 exons. Bases 140 to 520 code for a protein of 126 amino acids. Gene Ontology annotation, molecular function: protein dimerization activity; transcription regulator activity. Gene Ontology annotation, cellular component: nucleus; cytoplasm. NCBI's taxonomy places the organism in Eukaryota, Metazoa, Chordata, Actinopteri, Salmoniformes, Salmonidae. The record is from RefSeq and is a predicted model, not a curated record.